GCGUCACGCUGGAGGAGGGCGAGAUCUUUAAAUAUGGAACAAGACUCAAGACGAGCGCGACGCGGGCAACGUGGAGCGUUUUCCGACGGGACGCAGAGAGUUCGUGAGCCUGUUGCGUUAUGACUGCUGGAGAGACUGAAUGUACUGUAGUUAGUAGAAGCAGCAGCAGCGAAUUAUCUCUGGCUCCAGAUAAACAGAAGUGAGUCUGUGUAUGUGUUCAUGCUUUUACGCAUCCAGACACGCUGAACUUGGAGCGAAUUCGUACUUGCGCAUAUUUUGAAAGUGUUUUUGAAGCCUGGACGCACUUUAAUUCAGCGGAGGAGAAGAAAGCGCGUCUCCGGGAGAACAGGACGCGCACGGCACGCUCAACAUGAGCGACAAAAACAAAAUGGAGGAUGAAGCCAUAGUGGACAGGGGAGCGUCUUACAUCAAAAACAUGUGUGAUGAAGAGGUCGAGGGUCAUCACACAGUCUACAUUGGAGUUCACGUGCCUAAGAGUUACCGUCGCCGUCGACGACACCGACGACGAUCCAAUCACAAAGAGAGGAGGGAGCGUUUGGCGGAAAACGUGAGCGACAAAUCAGACACAGAGACUGCAGACGAUCCGUCCUCCAGCAUCCUCAAACCACUCAUUACACCUGCUGCAGAGAGGAUUCGCUUUAUUUUGGGGGAAGAUGACAGCGGCCCUCCUCCGCCGCAGCUUUUCACCGAACUCGAUGAGCUUCUCUCUGUUGACGGACACGAGAUGGAGUGGAAGGAAACAGCCAGAUGGAUAAAGUUUGAGGAGAAGGUGGAGAAGGGUGGAGAACGGUGGAGUAAACCUCAUGUAGCCACUCUGUCUCUUCACUCGCUCUUCCAGCUGAAAAACUGCAUCGAGAAAGGAACCAUCAAGCUGGACAUGGAGGCCAACUCACUUCAGCAGAUCGUCGAAAUCAUCACUGACAGUCAGAUUGAGAGCGGGCAGCUGAAGGCCGAUCUGAAGGAGAUGGUCAUGUACACUUUGCUGCGGAAACAUCGCCACCAGACCAAGAAGUCCAACCUGCGUUCGCUGGCAGACAUCGGCAAAAGCGUGUCGAGUGCAAGUCGUCUGUUCAGCAGCCAGGAGAACGGUAGUCCAACCACGGCCCAUCGUAACCUGACCUCCAACAGCCUGAACGAUCUCUCAGACAAACCUGAGAAAGACCAGUUGAAUAAUAAGUUCAUGAAGAAGGUUCCUCGGGAUGCAGAGGCGUCAAACGUGCUGGUCGGCGAGGUGGACUUUCUGGACUCUCCCUUCGUGGCGUUUGUGCGUCUACAGCAGUCCGUCAUGUUAGGAGGACUCACCGAGGUUCCUGUUCCCACACGCUUCCUUUUUAUUCUGCUGGGGCCCAAAGGAAAGGCCAAAUCAUACCAUGAGAUCGGACGUGCCAUCGCCACGCUCAUGUCUGAUGAGGUGUUUCAUGACAUAGCUUAUAAAGCAAAAGGCCGCGGUGACCUGCUGGCAGGCAUUGAUGAGUUCCUGGAUGAAGUCAUUGUGCUUCCUCCAGGAGAAUGGGACCCUGAUAUCAGGAUUGAACCUCCUAAAUCCAUCCCGUCUGCAGAGAAACGUAAAAACUUUAUUGCUGGAGGGGAAGGUCUUCAGAUGAACGGCGGAGCUCCUCAUGAUGGGAGGCCAACACGCUUCGAAGAAAAGUUUUGCGGCGGCCUCGUUCUGGACGUCAAGAGGAAGCUCCCGUUUUACGCGAGCGACUUUUAUGACGCUCUCAACAUUCAGUCUCUGUCUGCCAUCCUGUUCAUUUACCUGGGAACCGUCACAAAUGCCAUCACCUUCGGGGGGCUGCUGGGAGACGCCACUGACAACAUGCAGGGUGUGUUGGAGAGUUUUGUCGGGACGGCGUUGGCUGGUGCUGUAUUCUGUCUGUUUGCGGGUCAACCUCUGACUAUCCUGAGCAGCACGGGACCCGUCCUCGUCUUUGAGCGACUGCUCUUUAACUUCAGCAAGGAUAAUCAGUUCGACUAUCUGGAGUUCCGGCUGUGGAUCGGUCUGUGGUCUGCUUUCUUGUGUCUGGUCCUGGUCGCCACAGACGCCAGUUUCCUGGUGCAGUACUUCACCCGCUUCACAGAGGAAGGGUUUUCUGCUCUCAUCAGCUUCAUCUUCAUCUACGACGCCUUUAAGAAAAUGCUCAAACUGGCUCACUAUCAUCCAAUCAACACAGACUUUAACAUGGACCUGGUCACGCAGUACGGAUGCCACUGCAGUCCUCCAGACGGCAACAUGUCAGCUCUGUACAUGGAGAAAAUGGAGGCCCUGAUGAACAGCACAGGACAGCAACAUCUGAACGCGACCUGGGCGUCUUUGACGCGCUCUGAGUGUUUGGAGUGGGGCGGUCAGCUGGUGGGCUCGGCGUGUGAAUACGUCCCUGAUAUCACACUGAUGUCCUUCAUCCUGUUCUUCGGGACAUACACCUGCUCCAUGGGUCUGAAGAAGUUCAAAACCAGCCGAUUUUUCCCAACUACGGUCCGCAAACUGAUCAGUGAUUUUGCCAUUAUUCUGGCCAUUUUGAUCUUCUGUGGUGUGGACGCGCUGGUCGGUGUGGAUACACCCAAACUAAUAGUGCCAAGUGAAUUCAAGCCGACGAGUCCAAAUCGUGGCUGGUUUGUUCCACCGUUUGGAGGAAACCCCUGGUGGGUUUACCUGGCGUCACUCUUACCUGCUCUCCUGGUCACCAUCCUCCUCUUCAUGGACCAGCAGAUCACAGCGGUCAUCGUCAACCGCAAGGAGCACAAGCUCAAGAAGGGAGCCGGGUAUCAUCUGGACCUGUUCUGGGUCUCCGUUCUCAUGAUCGUGUGUUCGUUCAUGGGUCUGCCGUGGUACGUGGCAGCAACCGUCAUCUCCAUCGCACACAUAGACUCCCUCAAGAUGGAAACCGAGACCUCGGCACCCGGAGAACAGCCCAAAUUCCUUGGAGUCAGGGAGCAGAGAGUCACAGGAACAAUGGUGUUUAUUUUGACGGGUCUGUCGGUCUUCAUGGCCCCCAUUCUGAAGUUCAUCCCUAUGCCCGUCCUGUACGGCGUGUUCCUCUACAUGGGUGUCGCCUCUCUCAACGGCGUCCAGUUUAUGGAUCGUCUGCAGCUCUUGUUGAUGCCUGCAAAACACCAGCCAGAUCUGAUCUACCUGAGACACGUACCGCUGAGACGGGUUCACUUCUUCACCUUCAUACAGGUGCUGUGUUUGGCUCUCCUGUGGGUGUUGAAGUCAACAGUAGCAGCAAUCAUAUUUCCUGUGAUGAUUCUUGCAUUGGUUGCCGUGAGAAAGGCCAUGGAUUACGUGUUCUCGCAGCACGAUCUCAGUUACCUGGAUGACGUCAUGCCCGAGAAAGACAAGAAGAAGAAAGAGGAUGAGAAGAAGAAGAAGAAGAAGAAAGGAAGCAUUGACAGUGACAUGAACGACUCGGAUUUUCCAGCCAUUGAGAAAGUUCCCAGCAUAAAGAUCUCCAUGGAGACCAUGCAACAGGAGCCAGUGCUGGGGGAGAAGCCCUCAGACCGUGAGUAA
Molecule: messenger RNA, 3532 nt
Organism: Cyprinus carpio (common carp)
Lineage: Eukaryota; Metazoa; Chordata; Actinopteri; Cypriniformes; Cyprinidae
Product: solute carrier family 4 member 4b
Exons: 26
Coding region: 371-3532 (1053 amino acids)
Biological process (GO): transmembrane transport; monoatomic anion transport; bicarbonate transport
Cellular component (GO): plasma membrane; basolateral plasma membrane
Molecular function (GO): solute:inorganic anion antiporter activity; monoatomic anion transmembrane transporter activity; sodium:bicarbonate symporter activity
Source: RefSeq, a predicted model, not a curated record